AUGAUGCGUGCAGGCCUGGCUAAGAAAAUUACUCCUAGCGUUCGUCAAAUUGUCCCGCGGCGCUUUUUGUCGCUGCACGAGUACCGCAGUGCUCAGCUGCUGAGCCAGUACAACAUUGGCGUUCCUUCUGGAAAGCCUGCCUUUUCUGGUAAAGAGGCCCGUCAGGUUGCCCAAGAGCUUGAUUCGGAGGAUCUUGUUGUGAAGGCGCAGGCUUUGACCGGUGGUCGUGGAAAGGGCCACUUUGAGUCUGGUCUCAAGGGUGGUGUCAAGAUGGUCACCUCUCCUCUCGAGGCGGAGAUGUACGCCGACGCAAUGGUCGGCCACAAGAUCUUCACCAAGCAGACCGGUGAGGCAGGCAAGAAGGUCUCUGCUGUCUAUAUUGUUCAGCGCGAGUUUGCUCGUCGCGAGGCCUACUUCUCGAUCCUUUACGACCGUCACCUCCAACAGCCUAUGAUCGUGGCCAGUAGCCAGGGUGGUAUGGACAUUGAGGGCGUUGCCAAGGACACUCCUGAUGCCAUUCACACCUUUGCCAUUGACAUGGAUACUGGUGUCACUCCCGAGCAGGCUGCAGAGGUUGCCACAUGCUUUGGCUACAGCGCUAAGGCUGAGGAGGAGGCUGCCCAGACCGUUUUGAAUCUGUGGAAGCUCUUCGAUGAGCGCGACUGCACUCUGGUUGAAAUCAACCCUCUUAGUGAGCUGGUUGACAACCGCGUCAUGGCCAUGGAUGCCAAGCUGACUUUCGAUGACAACGCUGCUUUCCGUCAGAAGGAGGUCUUUGAGUGGCGCGAUCUCACUCAGGAGGACCCUGAGGAGGUUGAGGCUUCCAAGUGGGACCUGAACUUCAUCAAGCUUGACGGCAACAUCGGUUGCUUGGUUAACGGUGCAGGUCUGGCCAUGGCCACUCUUGAUAUCAUCAAGCUCAAUGGCGGCAACCCUGCCAACUUCCUUGAUUGUGGUGGUGGUGCUACUGCUGAGUCCAUUGAGAAGGCCUUCCAGCUCAUUCUGACCGAGCCGGGCGUGACCUCCAUCUUUGUCAACAUCUUUGGUGGUAUCGUUCGUUGCGACGCCAUUGCCGCUGGUCUCAUUGCUACUGCCCAGAAGAUGCACUUGACCGUCCCCAUUGUUGCUCGUCUCCAGGGCACCAACUAUGAGGAGGCCCAGGAGCUCAUCAAUAACUCCGGUCUCAAGAUCUUCUCUUACAGUGACCUCGAUGCCGCUGCUUCCCAGGUCGUCAAGUUGUCUCAGGUUGUCCAGCUUGCUCGUGAGUCCAAGCUCAAUGUUUCGUUCGAGCUUCCUUUAUAA
This is a messenger RNA of Wickerhamiella sorbophila, 1302 nucleotides long. Its product is annotated as putative succinate--CoA ligase [GDP-forming] subunit beta, mitochondrial. Gene Ontology annotation, molecular function: succinate-CoA ligase (ADP-forming) activity; ATP binding. Gene Ontology annotation, cellular component: succinate-CoA ligase complex; mitochondrion. Bases 1 to 1302 code for a protein of 433 amino acids. The record is from RefSeq and is a predicted model, not a curated record. The transcript has a single exon. NCBI's taxonomy places the organism in Eukaryota, Fungi, Ascomycota, Dipodascomycetes, Dipodascales, Trichomonascaceae. Gene Ontology annotation, biological process: tricarboxylic acid cycle; succinyl-CoA metabolic process.